UUUGAACAAAGAAAAAAAGAAGCAGCAAAAAAGAACAGAAGCAGCAACAGAGCAACAGACAUUCAUAUCUCACCUUCCCCACUUCCACAGAAUUGAACGAGCAGGACUGCAGGAGCAGCGCCGACCUCAGCUCUCCCUCCCGGCCUCCCUCCGCCCUUUGCCGCCGCUGUCUGGGUCUAUUAUUAUCAUCGUCCGCCACUCCAGUCCAUCCUCAGAUCAGGGGUCAAGGUUAUGAUGGUGCAAGCAACAUGCGGGGAGAGUUUAAUGGAUUAAAAGCAAUAAUUCUGAAAGACAAUCCAUCGGCACAUUACAUACAUUGCUUUGCUCAUCAACUUCAGUUAGUGAUUGUGGCUGUAGAAAAAAAGCAUGAUGAUGUUAAAGAAUUUUAUGAAACUCUUGGCAUGGUUGUUAAUACGGUUGGUGCUUCUUGCAAAAGAAAAGAUAUGAUGUUGGAGGAAAAAAAAGAGAGAGUGGAAAACGAAAUUCUAGCGGGUGAAAUUAACACAGGAAAAGGAUUAAACCAAGAGGUUUCCCUUGCCCGACCCGGAGACACACGAUGGGUUUCCCAUCAUAGAACCAUCAUAAGUUUGUUGAAAUUAUUUCCGGAAGUUGUUGUGGUACUUACUUUUAUUAAACAAGAUGGAGAGACCUUUCAAUAACGAUCCAAUGCGUCAGGUAUUCUAUCAUAUUUUGAGAGUCUUGAAUUUGUGUUUUACAUACACUCGUUGAAUGAUAUCUUAGGCCUCACAAUUGCUCUAUCAAAACAUCUUCAAAAAAAGAGUCAAGACUUGUUAGAAGCAUCUCAUUUGAUAAGCGGGACAAAACGAGCUUUGAAUCAUUUAAGACAAAAUGGGUUUGAAAAGAUGUUGGCAAACGUAACAUCUUCUUGUGAAAAAAACAACAUUAAGAUGUUAGAUAUGGUGGAAAGUUAUAGUAAUCAAAGAAACGAAAGUAUGUCAUUAGUAACCGCCAUCAUUUUGAAGUUGAGGUUUUUAAUACGGUUUUGGAUAUGCAACUUCAAGAACUUGGAAGCCGAUUUAGUGAGGUCUCAACUAGUUUGAUAGAAAAUAUGUCGGGUUUAAAUCAUUGUAAUUCGUUUGCUAAAUUUGACAUAUCAAAGAUAGUGAAGUUUUCUGAGAUGUAUCCGAAUGACUUUAAUAAAGAAGAAAGAGGGUGUCUUCCGGGUGAUCUUUCGACCUUCUAUCACACUUCAAAGGAAGAUGAUAAAUUUGCAAAUUUGACUGGAUUGAGUGACCUUGCUCGUGUAAUGGUGGAAACCGGAAAAAAUGAAACUUUUCCUUUGGUUCAUCGAACAUUGAAGCUAGCACUGACUUUACCGGUUGCAACCGCAACCGUUGAAAGAUGUUUUUCUAAAAUGAAGCUUAUCAAGACGGAUUUACGCAAUCGGAUGGGUGAUGAGUAUUUGAACAACGAUCUAAUUUGUGCGGUCGAAAAAGAAUGUUUUUGUAAAGUAAAAGAAGAGGAUGUCAUGGCCCGGUUUCCAGCUUUCAAAAACCGAAGAGGAGAACUCAUUUAGGUACAUGUUUAAAUUUAUUUAUCACCGCGCUACUAUCGUUGUUUCGUUUACAUUGUAUGAAGUACGUUAAAAAAAAUUUUGAAACGUUGCCCCUUAAGUAAUUUUCUAGAUCCGCCACUGCCCCCACCUCACGUUAGGCUUCAUAGCUACGCCAGCGGGCAACCCACCCUGGCCCGGUGUGGCUGAACCGGCGUUGCUUGGUUUCCCCCGCCCCACGUCCCACACCCCACGGUCUUAACCAGGUGUAUUAUUAUUAUGGUUGUAUCACGUAUAGUUUUAUACGUAACUUAUAACUGUC
This is a messenger RNA of Helianthus annuus (common sunflower), 1835 nucleotides long. RefSeq names its product zinc finger MYM-type protein 1-like. Gene Ontology annotation, molecular function: protein dimerization activity. The transcript has 2 exons. The record is from RefSeq and is a predicted model, not a curated record. NCBI's taxonomy places the organism in Eukaryota, Viridiplantae, Streptophyta, Magnoliopsida, Asterales, Asteraceae. The coding region runs from base 1010 to 1537 and encodes 175 amino acids.